Molecule: messenger RNA, 1307 nt
Organism: Chondrus crispus (carragheen)
Lineage: Eukaryota; Rhodophyta; Florideophyceae; Gigartinales; Gigartinaceae
Exons: 2
Coding region: 1-1173 (390 amino acids)
Biological process (GO): carotene catabolic process
Molecular function (GO): carotenoid dioxygenase activity
Source: RefSeq, a predicted model, not a curated record
AUGCGACAGCGCCCGGAGAGUGCGUUUGGUCGUCUGAUGCACGCGUUCGGGCCACUGACGAAAGAUCCCAAGCUUGGUGAUGUGCCGUUCAACACGAGCGUCACCCUGGAAAAGCUACCGACGAGGGGCAUUCUCAAUGCGAGCACGGAUGCAAAUGUCAUUCACAAGCUGGAUCCAGAAACGCUGCGGGUUACCGACAGGUACGACUUUUCCUACUUUAGUCCCGAGUUGGACAAAAGCAUGUGCCUGUCGCAUGGGACUCUGGAUGACGUCACUGGUGAGUACUUCAACUGCAUGGCCAACUACAGCCCGGUCAAGACGGAGUACACCGUGUUCCGCAUCGAUUCUUCAGGCAAGGCAAAUGUUUUGGCUAAAGUCAAGGACUUCACCUACUACAUGCACAGUUUAGCGCUCACGAAGAGUUAUGUCAUCAUGGCCAUGGGCCCGGCUCAGAUUGAUCUUUUCCCUCUGUUGCGGGGAAAAUCGUUCACUGAGGCUUGUGAAAUGAGACCAAACACUCCAACCAGGUUCGUCGUGAUCAAUAGACAAUCUGGCGGUAUCGUCGCCGAGUAUGAGCACGAACAAUUCUUCAACUUUCACACUUUUAAUGCGUUUGAACAGGAUGGCGAUAUCAUGAUUGAUCGGUCUUUGUUCAGCGAUUGUAAAAUUCUACAAGAACUGUGGAUAGACAAUAUGACGCAGGGAGGCAACGUAGCCCGAGUCAAACCCGUGAGAUUCACACUCCCCAACAUAGCAGAUGUCGGCGCCCGCUACUCGACCUCUAUGCCAAAGGCAUCAUUUCGGGUACUGGCGGACGUAGCCUUGGAGUUUGCUACAGUCUCGCCAAGGAAACGGGAAAGACCAUACCACUAUGUAUUUGGCGUUUCUGAUAACGACGGGAAGCAAUUCAGUAGUAGUAUAGCAAAAGUGAAUGUGGACACUGGAAUCGUUACGUCUUAUGUGUUGCCGCAACGGACUUUUGGAGAACCCAUUUUUGUCCCAGAUCCGAGUGGUAAUGAAGAGGAUGCCGGCUGUCUUGUAGUGCUGGCACUGGACGACCUGAAGGAUAGCUCUGCCUUGCUCGUUCUGGACGCUCGUGCUAUGACUGAGGUUGCACGCGCUGAGCUGCCCAUGCGGUUACCGCCAAGCUUCCAUGGGGCAUUUCACACAUGAUGGGCCGAUGACGGGUUUGUUAAGAAAUUGAGAGAUAGUUUUGCGCCUGUGGAAGAAUGGCUAUUUAUCAUAAGAAACUGGCCUAGCAAAUAAAUAGUGCCGAACCCUUGAUCGGGCUCUGCGCCCAGGAUGUA